AUGGCUCUGAAUCCUCCCGCAGAAAAUGCGGUUGCAGCUGCAGGUGCCGGCAUGGUGGAGCCAAAAUUGCAGGAAGUAGGCCAAGAAACGGAGAAUACCGACAGGCCUGUCAAAUUUUCGAAGGUGCUCAUGAUAUCAAUUGUAUUAUGCUUGGCAACUUUGUGCGUAUCAAUAGACAAUACGAUCAUUUCCACCGCUGUACCUCGGAUUACCAAGCAAUUCCACAGCAUUGAUGAUGUGGGUUGGUAUGCAGCAAUCUACCCAUUGACAUCCUGCGCAUUCCAACCUUCAUAUGGAAAGAUCUAUACACUCUUCUCCAGCAAAUCUGUUUUCUUGGCCGCGUUGCUGAUAUUCGAGGUCGGAAGCGUUGUCUGUGCAACUGCACUUACUUCUCACGUGUUCAUUCUGGGGCGGGCAUUGGCAGGUGUAGGCUCCGCUGGGAUACAAGCAGGCACUACACUCAUUCUCGCUGAAUGUGUUCCAUUGAGCCAGCGGCCAACAUGGAACAGCAUAAUUGGUAGCAUGUUUGCAGUCGGGAGCGUGGCUGGACCUUUACUGGGAGGAUCUUUCUCGGAUACAACUACAUGGCGUUGGUGCUUUUACAUAAAUCUCCCAAUGGGGGGCUCUGUCAUGAUCUUCAUCUUCCUUUUCUAUCACAGUACUAGCAGUGACGAGACAGCAUUUGAGUCGACCGGAUUUCGCAGCCAAAUCGCUCGCUUCGACUUGGCUGGCACUUUUACCUUUAUGUCCGCAACUGUUUGUCUUCUCUUAGCACUCUCUUGGGGCGGUACGACAUAUGCAUGGGAUAAUGUUCACAUGAUAGCCCUGCUCGCUCUUGCUGGUCUUCUAUUUUGCUUUUUCGUGGGCGUCGAAUACUGGAUGAAAGAUAGGGCUAUCAUUCCUUUGCGCUUACUACGUACACGAAGCAUAUGUGCGGCAAUCUGGUUUGGCAUUUGCCUUGGAGGCGUAUUCUUUAUCAAUGUCUAUUACAUUCCGCUAUGGUUUCAAAUUGUCAAUGGCGUCUCUGCCGUCGAAUCAGGAAUCCUCUUCAUCCCAUUUAUGGUCAGUGUCGUCGGCGGAUUCAUGCUCGCGGGCUUUGGUACUGCUGGAACGGGAUAUUACACACCCUUCGUCUACGCUGGAUCAGUGCUAAUGUCUAUCGGUACUGGCCUUUUGAUGACUGUUCAGCCCCAUGAUACCUCCCGUGCCAAGUGGGUCGGGUUUCAGAUAAUAUGCGGAGCAGGAAUUGGUCUAGGAGAAGAGCAAGGACUGUACAUGGUGCAGACCACGCUUCCUGAAAGUGAUGUUGCAACUGGAAUUGGCCUCAUCCUGUUCGCGCAGACGUUUGGUGGUGCUUUGUUUGUGUCGAUCGCGCAAUUGGUUUUUCUGGAGAACAUCGGCAAAGCACUGAAAACACUAGCCCCGAACGUGAAUCCUAAGUCUGUUCUGGACGGAGAAUCGACGGGCUCAUCGCCAGAAUUACAGGCAGUCUAUAGCAUGGCAAUCAAAGGUGCCCUCCGCAUUGGGCUUAUACUAGCAACUGUAUCGACUCUAGGCGCCGUGCUCUACGAGUGGAAAAGCCUGAAGACGAAGAGUGAGGAUGAAAAUCGCGAGCGCGGGGGUUUGCAGGAGCCGCAAAAGGUAGUUGGGGUUCAGCCAGAGGUCAAAAAGCUAUAA
This is a messenger RNA of Penicillium longicatenatum, 1677 nucleotides long. RefSeq names its product MDR family MFS transporter. Gene Ontology annotation, molecular function: transmembrane transporter activity. Lineage: Eukaryota; Fungi; Ascomycota; Eurotiomycetes; Eurotiales; Aspergillaceae. Gene Ontology annotation, biological process: transmembrane transport. The coding region runs from base 1 to 1677 and encodes 558 amino acids. The record is from RefSeq and is a predicted model, not a curated record. The transcript is spliced from 5 exons.